GACGGAAGGUGUCGAAGAUAAGCCUUCGGGGGCAUCGUCGUCUGCUUCAGCUAUGACUGGCGCAGUCACCACCACGGAACAUCCCACUACAACGGCUAAGACGGGUCAUUCUGCGGAGGAUCACGCUAAUGCACAAGGUCAGUCCGUGACACCCGUCAAUCUGAUAUGUUCCUUGCCAUCAGGGAAAAGCGUCACCGUUAAAAUUCGAACCUCCGACUCUUCUGAGACUGAAGAAACUAGUCGCUGUUUAGCUUUCACAGAUACGAUUGCAGAUUUAGCCGCUCACGUAUAUAAAAAGCUAACGCAGGUGGACCCAGGUAUUUGCUUGAAAAAAAGUAGAGGGACUAAACGAAAACGUGCUGAAGAUAUCGAAGGCCCAGAAACAGAAUCUGCUACAACCAUAGUAGAGCGAGGGAACACAUCAGGUCAUGAAGCUGCAUCUUCUUCAACCGAUGUGCUUCUACAACCGCCAAUGGAACACCACGACGCACCCCGAGCGUCUAAAAGAAAGCGCUCUGCUGAUAUGGAGACAGGCGAAGAAGUACAGGAAGAACAGGAGCAGGACUCUCAAGAACUGCAUGAUGAGCCGUUGUUACCUACUCUCAAGCAUAUGGAGCAGUUGCAGUUUGCAAUCGGCAAGGAAUGUUUUCUCUACCCGACUGGUUUUGUGGAAGGUGACAGAAGACUCUGCGACGUUCUCAAUCAAGAAAGUGUGGACGUCACAAGAAGUAGCGGCUCCUCUAGUGGAAAGAACGGAGAACGCGGUAAUUGAUUUUAUAGAUUCAAUAAGAAACAAGUAGUCCAACAAAUGAUCAGAGUUCUAUUUUUUUUUUCGGUCGAUGAUGUAAGUAAAAUGUUGUACUAAAAAUCAAGAACGUUCAUCUUCAAACCUCUACUUUUUACCACGAUGUUGAAAUCGUGAUCAACAUUACUUAUACACCUAUUUUGAAGCUUUUCAUUCAUACAAAAAAAGGAAUUAUCCGCUAAAUCUCAACAACAGAAACUACAGUAAAAAACAAGGAUGCUUGUUGUGAAAAGUACGUCCGGACCUCUUUUCAACACACUACACCACGUAAAAACACUUCUCAACAGUAGAGGACGCUUAUUGCAGUUGCGGCAUCAUUAUCCUUGACGAAGUAAUAGCUCAGGAAUGGAAAAACUUCUUGUCGAAGUUUAACAGAUGGAUUCUCCAUGAGUCUGGACUAUAUUUUUGGGGUAGGUUCGAGCGAAACCUUCCACAACGACAUGAUUAUGUUGUGAGAAAUAGAUUCUUAAUUAACUUUGGGCUAGUUUUUAACUAUGAACUAUUUUACGUGGAGGACGAUGCUGAAGGGACACCCCCUUGAUUAAUUUAAUGGGAAAAUAUAUAGGCGUGAAGAAAAGGGGAACUCUUUCAGCCAGGCACAGUGAAAAAUUAGCGCUAGACCGGUGCGAUCGUGGAAGUAGAAAGUUUGGAACUAUGAUGAAGAAGUAGAAGUAGAAGAAACAGUUUUCAACAUAUCUUCGAUGCAAGAGUGGUUUACUAUUUACUUCUAGUUAGAAGGUGCUCCCCCACAACAUAUCGAUAUCCUGCAAGAUGAGUUCUCUAACAUAUCCUGCCCGAUGCACGGGCCGGAUUGAACCUCGCGCUUGAGUCCAAGCCGAUAUUUCUCGAAAUUUUACGGUCUGGACUAUGGUACUUUUUCCGGUACGCUGGAGAGAACCUCAAGAAGGAUAGGGAUGUGGUUCGCAGAUUAUGAGAAGUAAAUAAGAAUGGCACACAUUUAGAAUCCAAGAAGUAAGGCUGCUGUUGCCAUUUCUCUUCCCAAAGUGUAAUAAGCAAGAACGUUGAGUAGAGUUAGAGUGUUGUUGUAAUACUAAUAGACAAGUAGGUACGAGAACGACCACUCUGUCUAGUUUACAACGUGUAGAACCCGCGCAUGAAAAUAAUAUAUAGGUUACAACGUCUACAACUCUAAUAAAUUAUAAUAGAUGAUGGCGAUGAUUAUGAUUGGACAAAGUAGAAAUGUGCGACAAGAAUAGAUCCGGAGUUUUCUGGAGAUCCUCCAGAAAAAUUAACAGAGGCUUCAGAAAAGGUGCAGAAGGGAACGGACAGGCUCUGGCGAAGAGAAGAAUGGAUCAGGAGGAAGGUGGACCAAGAUCUACAGGCGACAAGGGCACCGCAAGCCUCCUCACUUCUCUCUCUUCCUCUCUCUCCCUCCUUCUUCUCUCAAAGGUUGCGGUUACGUGUAGAACCACAACUUUUCGUACGGUUGGGUGGUACUUUCAAGCGGAAGCUCUACUUCUAGUUGCGAGUUGUAGAGUGGUAGGGCAACCUCACGUCGAACGUCGGCAGGAGCUGAUGAUGGCGAAGUGCUCUUCGUGUUCGCGAGAUCUCUGCUGCUCUGCACGGUGCCAUACAUUUAGAAUCGAAGAACUUGCUCCGCUUGUCGUUUGGUUUUUCCUUCUCUGUGUAGAAAGAGGCGUAGAAGUNAUGUGCGCUUAGAUAGGUGGCUCUGCGAGCCCGCGCUAGCUUUUCUACAAGGCAGGCCACGUCCCUGCUCUUUGAAUUUGCUUGUAGCUUCGGGCCAUCUCCCCGAUUCAAGUCACGCGGCGGUGCACUUGUAGACAGUAGACAACAAAAAAAAAAAAGCUUCGAUUUGCAUCUGUUGA
This is a messenger RNA of Amoebophrya sp. A25, 2652 nucleotides long. The record is from the annotation of a GenBank genome assembly. NCBI's taxonomy places the organism in Eukaryota, Dinophyceae, Syndiniales, Amoebophryaceae.